GAGGGAGGAUUUUCAAGGGACCCACACCAGAGACAAACACAAAAAUACACCAAUGAAAGUGUGGGGAAAAAGAGCAAGGAGUUUAGAAGAAGGGGAAGUAGAGGAGGAACGACAAUACAGAAAAGGAAGGCAGGACAGACGGGACCCAUAG
This is a messenger RNA of Pelobates cultripes (western spadefoot toad), 151 nucleotides long. NCBI's taxonomy places the organism in Eukaryota, Metazoa, Chordata, Amphibia, Anura, Pelobatidae. The record is from the annotation of a GenBank genome assembly.